Electrophorus electricus (electric eel) is the source of this 1795-nucleotide messenger RNA. RefSeq names its product LETM1 domain containing 1 (gene letmd1). Gene Ontology annotation, molecular function: ribosome binding. Gene Ontology annotation, biological process: intracellular monoatomic cation homeostasis. The record is from RefSeq and is a predicted model, not a curated record. Lineage: Eukaryota; Metazoa; Chordata; Actinopteri; Gymnotiformes; Gymnotidae. Gene Ontology annotation, cellular component: mitochondrial inner membrane.
AGUAGGGAGGAGAUCCUUUUUCUCACUGCUUUGGAUGAACAGUAUAAAGUUUGUCAGGAGCAAGAUGGCGCCGCUCUCUAUGUGGUGUUGUCACCGAAUUAUUGCGGUCACAGCAGGCGUUUAUACGCCUAAACUGGCUCCUGCCCAAGUAAGUAGGUUGCGAUUAGUGAGCCAGUAUUCCACGACCCAAACGAGGCACAACGUAGGCCAAGGCAUUGUGUCAAAGCUGAAGCGGGCAAAUGAAACAUAUGAGAGGUUUCUUCAACGCCAUUUCCCUCGAUUCUAUGUUCUUUAUCACGCAUUUAAGAGAGGAUUUCGCCUUCUCUUUCAGGAUGUCAGAGAAGUGCGUAGAAUCAAAAGUGGGAUGCUCAUUAAUAACAUAGAUCACCAAAAGCUGCCUUAUCGUGAAAUGGAGAAGCUCAGGCAGUUUCGUAGAGACAUGCUCAAAGCCAUUCCUCUGGUGAUCAUCUCAGCACCUCCCUUUGCCAACUACCUAGUCUUUGUUCUUAUGUACCUUUUUCCCCGGCAGCUCCUGAUUCGACACUUCUGGACACCACAGCAGCUGGUGGAGUUUCAGGGUGUGUACCAUGCACAGAGGGCACACCACCAUCCGGAACUACUCAGUGGACUGGAGAAGGCAGCAGCAGGCAUCAAAGAUGUCCGACUGAAGACCCGCCUUCUGGAGCUCUGCAGCAAGGUCCACAGUGGCGCUCAGCCAGUUGUAUCUGAUGUUCAUGCUGUGAGGACCUUAUUCUCUGGCCCUCCACUCGGUAUGAGGAGAAUGAGCACAGAGCAGAUGAGUCACCUCUGCCCACUGCUCUUUCUGACUUCCCGCCUGCCUGCGUUUUGGAUUGGUCAGCGCUUGAAUAGCCACGCCUUAGAGCUCAUGCAGUUGGAUCAUGCCAUUGUCCGCCUGGGGCUCCAUCAACUGAAUGACAUGGAGCUCAAAGAGGCUUGUUACGUGAGAGGGCUGAAUGUGCAGUGGUUGAGUCCUGCUCAGUGUCUUCAGUGGCUCUCCCAGUGGCUGCAGUUCUCAACACACCUUAAAGAAUCAGAGACUUCCCUGUAUUUGCACAGCAUGAUGCUACUGACGGUGAACUAUCCAAAACCCCCACACAGCUGACCAAACCCCGCUGUCAUCCUGCUACACAAUGAAAAUGAUAAGGAUCAAGAACAUGCGCAGAAUGGAUGACGGCUGUCAGCAUGGAGCCACCCACCCCAACCAAUAUCAUAAUCAAACAGGGGAGCCUUUUACAGUUUUGAGUGUGAGACUUUGUCAUAAUAUGCUCUGAAUGUUAAAGGGCUUAGCACUAAUGUUCAGUACUUUUUGGACAUGUCCACUUAUGUAUACUUGACCACAGAGAUUAAUUAUGGGAAGAAAGCACAAAACUACUAGAUACCACCAUAAAUUAGCUACUGGUGGGCUACACUAAAUGGUCCAUUCCACACCAUGGUAAACUACUACAGCAUGUUCUGGCCUCAUGUACAUUAUUAGAAAAAGAUGAACAUAAUCUGAGAGUAGGUGUGUUUGACUGUGUACGAACUAAUGCAGGGUCUUUCUGGGGCCAUGUUUACAUGGAACUUUAUAUUGUUUAAUUCCACUUAAUAUGGCUCUGAUAGGCAUACCAUUCUGCCAUGUUCAUGCAUUACAUCAGGCACAGAGAUUUCAUUUCUAUAUUUGAUGUAUAUAAAGUCUUUAUGAAUAUUUGAAAGCAAGGUCAGAAUUGUGUUUACAUAUUACACAAUAUUCCAAGAUGAUUGACUUGCCAAAGUCAAUAAAUACUCCUAAAAAUUA